Molecule: messenger RNA, 390 nt
Organism: Peronospora matthiolae
Lineage: Eukaryota; Oomycota; Peronosporomycetes; Peronosporales; Peronosporaceae
Source: the annotation of a GenBank genome assembly
AUGGCGGAGCUCAAGGACCAGGUGGAGGCCGAGAUGGCGCGCUACCGUGUGCUGCAGGACGAGGUGCAGGCGCUGGCAACCAAGCGCCAGACGUUCGCUCAGCAAGCCAACGAGAACGACAUGGUGAAGAAGGAGCUGGACUUGCUGGACGACGGGGCCAAGGUGUUCAAGCUCGUGGGCCCCGUGCUGCUGAAGCAGGACGUGGACGAGGCCAAGACGAACGUCACCAAGCGCCUCGAGUUCAUUAACAAGGAGCUGAGCAAAGUGAGCACGAAAAUCGAGGCUACGGAGAAAGAGGCCGUCGGAAUCCGGACCACUAUCUCGAGCCUGCAGAUGGAGAUGCAGAAGCAAGCUGCAGAAGCUGCUCGGGGUGCGGUCGCGACUUACUAG